Messenger RNA from Protobothrops mucrosquamatus (brown spotted pit viper), 674 nucleotides. RefSeq names its product SIN3-HDAC complex associated factor (gene SINHCAF). The record is from RefSeq and is a predicted model, not a curated record. Gene Ontology annotation, biological process: negative regulation of cell migration. The transcript is spliced from 5 exons. Lineage: Eukaryota; Metazoa; Chordata; Lepidosauria; Squamata; Viperidae. Bases 6 to 674 code for a protein of 222 amino acids.
GAACAAUGUUUGGCUUUCACAAACCGAAGAUGUAUCGCAGUUUGGAGGGUUGCUGUAUUUGCCGGGCCAAGUCUUCAAGCUCCCGUUUCACGGACAGCAAGCGAUACGAAAAGGACUUCCAGAAUUGUUUUGGUCUGCAUGAAGCUCGCUCAGGAGAUAUUUGCAAUGCUUGUGUGCUUCUGGUGAAAAGGUGGAAAAAGCUGCCAGCAGGAUCAAAAAAGAAUUGGAAUCAUGUGGUGGAUGCAAGGGCUGGACCAAGUCUUAAAACAACACUGAAGCCAAAGAAGAUGAAACCUCUACCUAGUAACAGGAUGAAGAGCAAUCAAAUAAGCAAACUUCAGAAAGAGUUAAAGCGACACAAUUCUGAUGCUCACAGCACUACCUCAAGUAACUCUCCAGCCCACUCGCCUUGCUAUAGCAACCAAUCUGAUGAUGGCUCAGACACUGAGAUGGCACCGGGUUCAAGCCGUACACCUGUCUUCUCCUUCUUGGAUCUUACAUACUGGAAAAGGCAAAAGGUUUGCUGUGGAAUUAUUUACAAAGGUCGCUUUGGAGAAGUCCUUAUAGACACCCAUCUCUUCAAGCCCUGCUGUCGUAAUAAGCAGCCUGCAACCGAGAAGUCUCCACCGCCAGUUCCUCCAUCCUCCACCAUCACCAAUCAAGAAGAGUGGUGA